This is a messenger RNA of Pseudogymnoascus verrucosus, 1576 nucleotides long. RefSeq lists its product as uncharacterized. The record is from RefSeq and is a predicted model, not a curated record. The transcript is spliced from 2 exons. Gene Ontology annotation, molecular function: ubiquitin-specific protease binding; misfolded protein binding. Gene Ontology annotation, biological process: endoplasmic reticulum unfolded protein response. The coding region runs from base 197 to 967 and encodes 256 amino acids. NCBI's taxonomy places the organism in Eukaryota, Fungi, Ascomycota, Leotiomycetes, Thelebolales, Thelebolaceae. Gene Ontology annotation, cellular component: endoplasmic reticulum membrane; Hrd1p ubiquitin ligase ERAD-L complex.
CUCUAUGAGAUUGAGCCUCCACCACCACUUUCCACGAACAAACACAACCUAACAAAGGACACACACACGAUAUAUCUUAAAACCACCCCGCGAUCAUUACGCCAAAUGCUCUGCUGAUCAACAGCACCCACAAAAUAUCAAUAACCGAAGCUGUAACCCCCGAUAUCGCGCCACUUAUCAGUCAACACCGCCCAACAUGGACCAAAUGAUGGGUGGCGGGGAUGGCGGACUCGGCGGACAGGCCGGGUUCCCCCUCGAAGCAUGGUUCUGGGAAAUGCCCGUCUGCACGCGCCUCUGGACCACCGCGACAGUCCUCACGAGCGUCCUCGUCCAAUGCGACAUCGUCAACCCACUCAAGCUCUUCUACAGCUACCGCGCCGUCUUCUACAAGCACCAACUCUGGCGCCUCCUAACCAACUUCCUCUACUUCGGCCCCCUCUCCCUCGACCUCGUCUUCCACGUCUUCUUCAUGCAGCGCUACUCCCGGCUCCUCGAAGAAUCCUCCGGCCGCUCCCCCGCCCACUUCUCCUGGCUCCUCCUCUACUCCUGCGUGUGCCUCAUCGCCCUCUCCCCCUUCGUCGCCAUCCCCUUCCUCGGGCACCCGCUGUCAAGCACACUCGUCUACAUCUGGUCGCGGCGGAACCCGGAUACGCGGCUCUCGUUCCUGGGACUGCUGGUGUUCACGGCGCCGUAUCUGCCGUGGGUGUUGAUGGGGUUUAGUUUCGUGCUGCAUGGAACGGUGCCGAAGGAUGAGAUUAUGGGUGUGGUGGUGGGGCAUGUGUGGUACUUUUUUACGGAUGUGUAUCCCCCGCUACAUGGAGGGUAUAAGCCGCUUGAUCCGCCGGGGUGGUGGAGGAGGUUGAUUGAGGGGAGGAGGGAUGAGGCGGAGGAGACGGCGGGGGUGAUUGAGGUGCCGCCGGGAGCGCCGGUGCUGGCGCCGCCGUUGGGUGGGGCGGAGGGGAGGUGAUGCGGGGGUGUUGUACGUGUGUUAGCAUUUGGGAUGGUCUUUGGGUAUUGCAUUGGUGGAGUUUGAUGGGAUGUGGAGUUUUGGGCCAUAGAUACCGGGCUUGUUGGCUGUGGUGAGCAGCGGGCAUAAAAUUGUAGCGUUAUCUUGAAUCAAACAAGUUGAUUCACUCUAUGAUGUGGAUUUCUUUGAGAUAGCUAUAAAUUGCUAUGAUAUAAAUUUAUUAUGUUAGCAACUGUCGAUUUCAUUGACAGUAUUCAGUUACUGAAGGGGAAUACCAUACCACUAGAACCUACUGAUUCCAACAAUACUAGCGAGUUGCUAUUGAGAAGAAAUGCUUGCCACAGUUCAUCCUCUGUGGAGCUGGUGUUGAGUUACUGUGAUGGUUUAAUUCCCGUUCAGAGCAAAAUCACUCUGACAGCAGUAUCCAGUUACCAACAAAGACAAAUCCUCGUUCAAGCCCAAAACGCUCUAACAACACUAUCUAGUUACUCUCCAUGAUAAAUUUACGAAGCGAGCAUGAGGAGGGAAACUUUACCCAUGUAUUCUAUGACCUAACAUCACAAUCGCAAUGAUACCCCCUUCAUCACAGCACACAGAACUCAAAGCAUG